UACACAAAUUAUGGAUUAUUUUAUCUGAUAUUUUCUAUAUAGACCCUGCCCUUUUUUUCUGAUCAAUUUUAUUAAUGUAUAUGUGCAAUUAUUUUUAAAAACCGUAUGCAUUCUUAAUUUUCAUACAACUCAGUAAUAUGUCGGAAUACUGGCUGAUAUCAGCUCCUGGAGACAAGACUUGCCAACAGACAUGGGAAACCCUCAACAAUGUUACUAGCAAGCAAAAUAGUCUGUCCAUCAAUUACAAAUUUCAUAUACCGGACCUGAAAGUGGGCACAUUGGAUCAGCUAGUUGGAUUGUCUGAUGAUUUGGGAAAAUUGGACAGUUUUGUUGAUCAGGUGACCCAUAAAGUGGCAUCCUACUUGGGUGAGGUAUUGGAAGAUCAGCGAGACAAGUUGCAGGAGAACUUGAUGGCUAAUAAUGGUAUGUAUCAUCUAGAAUGGUUUUUUUUUAAUCCAUUGAAUAACAAUGAUAAAAACCCAAUGUAGCUCAAGUGACUUGUCUCUGUAGUGUACCUACCUGUCCUAUUUACUUUUUGAAACAUUAUUAUUUAUUUCCUGGAUUUUUAUUUGGUCAUUUUAGUUAAGUUUUUCCUUUACCCUUGCAUCCAUGUGUCAAUAUAAAUAUAUAUUUAAUUUGUAUUCUAAUUUAUCUGUCAUUCAUAAUGGAAAAACAUUAUAAGCUAAAAAGGCCAAAGAAAAAAAAUAAAAAAAUAUAUAUAUAUAUAUAUAUAUUUAAAAAAAUAAUAAAAUAAAAAUGCACUAUAUUUUAUUAUAUUUGGUUCUAUUAUUAUAAGUCAUAUGCAUUGACAAUGUGACUUAAGUAUACCUACUUUAUUUUUUAAUGGCAAGCCAAAAUGAAGAACUAAUUAAUGCAUUUUAUAGAUGGUUGCGUCUGCGUGUGUGAGUGUUCACAGUUUAUUUUUCCUAUAUUGUGAUAAUAAUAUUAUAGAUGUAAAUUUUUAGAGCACAAAUUCUAAAAUAUAAUACUCGAUAUUCUAUCAAUUUUAUCAAAGUUUUUUAUAGUAUUUUAUUAAUUUAAAAUUUUUUGGGAACCUCAAUACUUGUAUUAUAUUUUCAUCAAUUAUAACAUGUUGUUUUUACUUCUUAUUUCUAACAGUUACUACAUAGUUCCUAUAAUUUUAAUAGUGUUAAUAUCACAUUUUUUUAAAAUUAACAUUGUUAAAUGUAUUGGUUCCAUAUAUUAUUUUUAUUUUUCUGUUAUGUAGUGUAUGUAAUUGGUAGUUCUUCUUUUGGUGGACCAAGAUACAAACGUAUAUUUAUAUUUUAAAUUAAUUAGGUAUAUUUUGAUUUUAAAUUAUAAUGUCCUAUUAAAAAGUGGAAGCAUAUUUAUAUAUUAAACAAUUUGUUACACAUUAAUUUUUCAAGCAACCCUUUUCUAUAUAUUUUAUGAUCUGCAAAAUUAAUAAUUAACCAUCUAGCUAUAUUCAAUUUGAUAGAUAUGAAAAAAGUACUUUUUAUAAAUAAUAUUCAUUGAUAUUACUGAGCACGGCUAUUAAAACAUUUAGAUUACUUAAUUAAAUUAAAUAGUAAAUAUUAUUAACAACUAAUAGUAAUUAAAAUUUUCAAUUUAAAUGCCAUAAAUAUUUUACUCAAACUAAAAUUUCGGAUAUAAAUGUUGCUUAGUUUAGAAACCUAAACAAUAACUUCUUAAUUUUCUACUUUAAAAUAUAUAUCAUGUAUUUCAUAAACUCUAGUGAGUAAAUCUAGAUAGAAAUUUAGAGAAAGGCCCAUUUAUAUUAUGAUUGGUCUACACAUAGUGCCAUGUAGCCAUAUUAAGUUAGUGAGAUAGGCCUAUGACUUUUUUUCUGUUGGCGAUUGCAAAAAGUAAAAGCUUUGUUAUGGGUUUGUUGUGUGUGGCGUUGGACACAGCAUUGUCUUGAGAGUCGUGGGCCGUGUGCUGGGAAGAGCCCGUCUUGAGCUAUUCAAAGUCCAGAUGGCCGACAGGCGUGUGUCUAACGUCCCAAGGUAAGCGGCUGCUUUUAGUAGGAUGCUUCAUGCAGUGUUGGCUUGUGGUUUCAUUUUUCAAAUUGUAGUUUCCUUAUUAUUUUUGAAUGUUUUCUUCUGAAGUUAGCAUUGUUACAUUUUAUGUAUUUGAUACUUGUGUUCAAUAAAAAUACACUUUUACAUUAACUUAAUUGAAAAACUCAGUUAAAUUGAUAUUUUUUGGUAAUGGUACAUAAUUAUGUACAAAUAAUUAAUAUAACAUACACCUCAGACACAAUAAUUAUUAACUGUUAUAACAAAUAUAAAUUGAUUUAAAUAAAAUUAAUAAAAAAAUAAUAUAUAAAUUAGUAGAUAUUUAUGAAUAAAAAUAAAAUGUUUUUUUUAUAAAAUUAAUGAUUUAAUUUUAAUACAUUAUUUGGUUUUUCUUUGUAUUCACUUGUUUUUAUUAAUUAUAACCAGUGAUUGGAAAUAGUGCGCUAUCUUUUUCUUGUAAUACUGGUGGUGUACAAUUUUUUUUUUUUUGAGAAGUAACAUAAAGCGUGAUAUUGUUACAUUUUUCAUAGGAAAACUGCAAAAUUCACUAUUUUAACACUAAUUUUUACCAAAAUAAAAUUGUGAAUUUGUUGUUAUAUUAUGGUUUUAUUUUAAUUUAUAGUAAAAUAAAAUAUAUAACUAGUUUAUUUUUCUUUUAUUGGAGACUUUAAAUUUAAAUAAAUUUUUAUUAUAUUAUAUUGUAAGAAUUAAUACUUAGGGUACUAAAUUUUAUAAGAUAGAUAAAAAUUGUAGAUUAAAUAAAAAAAGUUUUCUUAUAUAAAUCUAAAAAAAGUAGUGCACCACUUUAAAAAAAAUAGCAAUGAUUGUAGGGAGCAUCUUAAAAAAAAAUGAAGUGAUAGUGGCAGCACACUACAUUCAACCACUGAUUAUAUCUGUACUGUCAUAGAAUAUUUUUAUUUAAUGAACAGUGCUUUAAUGUGCAAAAUAUAUUGUAGAAAUGUAAUUUUAAAUUCUUAACAGAUAACAGAAAAACCAAUAAUAAUAAUAAUUUAUAAUAUUUUAAGUUUGUACAUUAAUUGUAUUACAGAAUAAAUAACAGAUUUCAUUUUAAUUUCACAAGAUUUAUAAUAUAUUAGUUUUAACUACCUAAUAGUAUAUUAGUUACAGUAUGAAUUGUAAUCUAUGUUUAUGUACUAAAUUUAACAAUAAAAAUAUGUAAUUAUUUUUAUAAAAUGCUAUAAUUUUUUUUUUUUUGACUUUAUAAAAAUGUUUUAAAAAGUAAUGCUUAUUUUAUUUAUACAACUGAAAAUUGAUUAUACUAUUGAGUAUACAAAAUAAUUAAAACUUUUUAAAUCACAUACAUUAUAAUUAGUGUAAUGUUUGCAAUAUAAUUAUGUUACAGUAUUUGUAACUUUUGUUUAAAUUUGUUUUAUAGUUAUCUAUGUUUAAAGAUUAUGAUUACAUUAUAAUAUAUAUAUAUUUUUUUUAAUUUUUGAAUACAACUAUUUGCCAAAAAAGUAAAUAGUGCCCAUAAAUAAUUUAUGUUAUUUUAAUUUCUUUAUGGAUAAAAAAAAAACCAAAGAAGAAUAUUGAUAAAAUUAUUUCUUUACUUUGUUGAUCUAUCGAAAUUAAUUUUCGUUCUGACGCAACUGUAGACACAUCUAAAUAAGUAUCUAAUACUUUUAAUGCAAGAAAGGCAAUAAAUUAAUUCAAAAUAAAUAUAAAUAUAAAUAUUGCAACAUUUUUUUCUUAAUAAGUAGUAUAUAAAUUAAAAAUAUAUUUUACAACAUAAAUAUAAUCAUAUAUUUUAAUUUUGUUUCCAUUUAACAUAAGUUUUAAUUUGUUGUGUUAAUAAAUGCUAAUUUAAAUUGAUUGUUUUUAUUUUUAAUGUGGUUAGUUAAAUUAAUUAAAUUUGCAAUCUUUUUUUUCUCAACAAUAAUGCUUAAAUUAUUUAGCAGCUAAGUAUUAAUGUGUUAUAUAAUUUAUAGAAAACACUGUCUGUGAUUUCAUAGUUUUACUAAAUAAUUUUGAAGAAAAACAGUUUAUCAUUUUAAUUAUUUAAAUAACCUAUGUAUCUUUAACUGGGUCCACACCUAAGCAUAUGUGCGAGUGCAUUGUAAUUAAAAUCACAAUUUUGUGUACCAGAUUGGUUGUAUGGAAAUUGUGGACUGUGAUCAAUAUUCAACUCAUUAUUUUGUGUCCGUCAGAAGUUGGUCUCCUAUAAAAAUAAAAGGAAUUAAAUGUACGACACACUGGACUCGUAGAUGAAUUGAAACAUACAUGAGCAUUUAUUCGAAAUAGAAUGCAAUGUAUGCUCAGGUGUGGACCCAGCUUUAGUACAUAAAUCUUAAAAUAGAGCCAGGUUUAUAACUUACCAUAAACAUCCAUAAUUACAAAUAUUGUUAAUUAUAAAUUUGUAAAUAGAUUAAUAUAUUUUAAAACUAAUUUUAAAGCAAUACAUACCUUUAUUUUUAUAUCUUGAGAAUUUACACCAAGUUAUGUUUAUAUGAGACUAUGGAACAUACUUUGGUAUAAAUUGGUAUAUGAAAUACAUUUUUUUCUUUACUCUUUAAAUAAAAUGUAAUAACGUGUUUUUGAAUUAAUUUAUUAUUAAAUUAAAAUUAAUGUUCAAGUUAUAUUUUUAAAUAAAGCAGCUUUAUUGCUACAAUUUAUUAGUAGGUACCUACAUCAUAUUUUAAUAUGCACAAUAGGCUUUUGCACAUAAUCAUUUGUAUUUCACAAAGGUUUUGUUUUUUUAAUAUACAUUGUUUGACACGUGAUUUUUUUUUUGCCUUGAUUUUAUUUUAUGUAAACAUAGUUUUUAAUUUUAUUUUUAAUGGUAAUAUUGAACAAAAAUGUAUUUUAUGAGUAUUAGAAUUCCUAUUCAAUAUAACAGUUAAUAUCUACUGCUAGUAUUCAUAAACAUUUUAUUAUUAUAUUUUAUUUAUUUUAUUGAUUGGAAAUAUUAUGCCAGUUCUUUGAGAGUUGUAGUAAUUUUUUACAAAUAAAUGUGAUAAACUUUUCUUCUAAAAAUUAAUUUUAAAUUUACAAAUAAAUACUGUAUAAAAUAAAAAUAAAAAAUUAUUGUAACACUUUGGUGUAUCUGAAUCAGGGCAUGGAACAGUUUUUAUUUUUUUUUAUUUAUUGUUUAUUUACUGUUCAAUAUAUACUAUUUUUGAUCUUAUUUUCUUUAAAUGUAAAAUUAAAAAACUCAUAUUUUAUACUUCUAAUUACUGGACAUUUUCUUUUAUUUAUUAAAAUGGGAAAGUAUGACUUUACAUGAAAUAUAAGUUAGACAUUGAGUACGGUACUUUUUUUUAAUAUAAACAAUGAUUGAUCACCAUGUGUUAUAUAGUUUUAUUAAUUUUGUAUGUAAAUUAAAAUGAAAGUUGAUGUUUAUUAUUCAAUAUGUACAUAUAUAAAAUAAAAAUAUAUGUUUAAUUGUUUCUUAGGUAUUGUCAAAUUGAUUUGGCAUUGGCAUUAUUAAACAACAAAAAUAAGAAAUGUUUAAAUACGCUACAUUAUUUUAAUUUUUUUUUUUUCAUUGUUACGAUUUGUGUCUGUUUCAUGCUCUGCAUCAGUUGAUUAUGUUGAAAAAAUAACAUGUAGUGAAUAUCACUUACAGUUGAGUACAAAUUAUCAUUGUUUUAGGAGACCUCGCCGUUUACUUAACUCAUUUCCAGUGGGACAUGGCUAAAUAUCCAAUUAAACAAUCGUUGCGUAAUAUAGCUGACAUAAUCAGUAAACAGGUAGGCCAAAUCGAUGCAGAUCUUAAAACGAAGUCAUCGGUGUACAAUAAUCUUAAGAGCAGCUUACAAAACAUGGAAAAAAAACAAACUGGUAGUUUAUUAACAAGAAAUUUGGCUGAUCUUGUGCGCAAGGAACAUUUUAUUCAGGAUUCUGAUUAUCUUACCACAUUGCUUGUUGUAGUGCCUAAGUAAAUAAAACAAAAUGUAAUUUAAUCCUUAUCAAUUGUAAAUUUACACAUGUUUUUCUUUUACCAGAUCAGGAUUUACUGAUUGGAAUACAAAUUAUGAGAAAUUGACCGAUAUGAUUGUACCUCGUUCUAGCCAAUUAGUUAGCCAAGAUAAUGAUUAUGGAUUAUUUACAGUCACAUUGUUCAAGAAAGUGGCUGAAGAAUUUAAACAUCAUGCUAGGGAAAAAAAGUAUGUUAUUUUUUAAUAAUAAUUGUAUAACUGGUUGGCACUUUUGCAAUGUACAUAAAUUUAAACAAAAAUAAUGAAAAAAAAGUUUAACAAUAGUAGUCAACAACAUCUAAACUAAAUAAAAUUUAAUUUAUCAAGCUAUUUCAGUUUUAUUUAAAAUUUAAAAAUAAAAUAGUUUGUAAAAUCAUAAGAAUAUUAAAUUUUGAUUAAAAUAAGAAAUAGUAAAAACUCAUAAAUUUUUUUUUUUAAUAUUCACAAUGUAGAAUUAAAUUCUAAUUGUAUUUAGUUGUAAUAUUUCUGUGCUAAAUGUGUGUAGUAUUAUUUCUCUUUGAGUUAUUUAUGUCUUAUAUAUGAUAUGUUGUUUUAAAUGUUUUAAUUUAAAUAAUUAAUAGUUGAAUUUUUGAGUAUAUGUUAAACUAAACUAUGUAUUGAUUUAUAAUAUCAAGUGGUUUUUUUAGGUUUAUCGUGCGUGAGUUCACUUAUAAUGAGGUUGAACUUGCUGCUGGUAAAAAUGAAAUUUCGAAACUAGUAACCGACAAGAAAAAGCAAUUUGUAAGUACUUAAAUCAACUUUUUGAACAUUCACUAAAUCUUAUUUAUUACUACUUUGCACAGGGCCCAUUAGUACGAUGGUUGAAAGUCAAUUUCAGUGAAUGUUUUUGUGCUUGGAUACAUGUGAAAGCUCUCCGUGUAUUUGUUGAGUCUGUAUUAAGGUAAGGUUUAGUUAAAUAUCAUCAUAACAUGAUGAACAUUUAUUAUUUUUCUACUGUUAGAUAUGGCCUGCCUGUUAAUUUUCAAGCUAUGUUGUUGCAUCCAAAUAAAAAAAAUACUAAACGGCUUAGAGAUGUUUUGCAUCAAUUAUAUGGACAUUUGGACAGUAGUGCUCAACAAGGUGGCGCAACCGGUGCACACGAUGUAUGUAUUUAUAAUAUAUGUCAGUAUAAUGUUAAUGAUCCAUUAAUACUUUUUUAUGGAUUUUAGAGUGUUGAUAUACCUGGACUUGGUUUUGGUCAAGCUGAAUAUUUCCCAUAUGUUUAUUACAAAAUCAAUAUUGAUAUGGUUGAUACCAAAGCGUAAGAUUUAGUGUUGAAUCAAAAUCACCCCAUCGUUUAAUGUUUUAAAAUAUAAAAUAUAUAUGUAUAUAUUAUAUAUAUAUUUUUAAUUUGCACAAAAUUGAAAUAACCAUAAUUGAAUCAUUUUGCUGUCGGAAGACUUGUAAUCAUAUUAUUACAAUAUUUUCCAUCCAUUCGAUUUCAUUAUAUAUAUUUAGCUUAUCUAUACAUUCCUUUACCAUGCUAUUAAUCUUUUAAUUAUUAUUUUUGAAAGCAAUAUUUUCUAAACAUGUUUUAAUACCGUUACGUUAUUUGUUGUUUUUGAGUUGUUGGAAAAUAAUAUUUUAUUUUAUUGAAUUUUAAAAAAAAAAAAUAUUAUUUAUUUUAAUAAGUAAAUAGGUUGAUAGAACUUAAAUAUUUUAAUUAUUAUACCAUACAAAUUAUUGUAAUUUGGAAUUGUAUUGUAAAUAUCCCAUUUAUUAUCCUUUAGUAGUACUGUCAUAGAGAUUACUCUGAAUUUAUUUGGAGACUGUACACUCUUUGUAACUUAAAAUUAUAUUUAGAAUAAGAUAAAUUGAGGGCUUCAGAGGCAUAGUUGACCAUUUGAGUUGUAUAAAUUUGUUUUGCCUAGAUGUGUUAAACAAGACCAUACAAUUUGUUUGUAUUAAUCAUUGAAAGAAAUUUAUAGAAUAAAAAUGAAGUGUAUGUUUUAUGUACACAGUAUUAAAAUUAUUUUAUAUGUUUUUUUUCAUUGGUUCAUUUACAUGUUAUUUUAAAAUUGACCGAGUGUCAAUACAACUAAGUUUAUAGGUAUAAAAUAAAAUGUCUUAUUUGCUUUCAUUUUUCUUAUACAUUUAAAUAAUAUAAUUAAUUUUGAUUAUUCAAGUAAACUUGGUAGUUUUUUUAAUGUUCAAUUUACUAUUUUAUUAAUAUUUAGGUUAAAUUGUGCAUUUUUCAAAAUUUAACUGUACUCAUUAUAUUAUCUAUAAUAUAUAAACACAAUUUAAUAAUAAUAAGUUAACAAUUUACAAUUUUUACUUCUUUUAAUUUGUAAAAACAAAUAUCUAUUUAUGUAUUAUGGCAAAUAAUAGUUUUACACAUGAACAAUUUAUCUUUAAAAAUAACAUGAAUGUUUCUUUUUGAGGUGUGUUUAGACUAAGUUACUAACAGGAACAAAUUUUAAAUGAAAAUAUGGUUGUACUGUGUUUACAUUGUUCAUAUUGUUAUGUCCACUUGUGGCUUAUGUAUACUGAAUGGAAAGUUUAUUUGACUUUAUGACAGUGGUUCUCAACUAGGGUGAUAUGAAAAUCAUUGGGGAAAAGGAAAAAAAAAAGAAAACUUUUAAUGUUUAGAAUAAAAUUGUGUUAUUUCCAUCGUUGUCAUGUAACCACUAACACCAUCCAAACAACGUAACAUUCCCUUUUCAUCACUCACUUUUUAACAAUAGUACAGCUUCUUGAAUAUCCUAUAAUUUCAAUGGAUUGGUAGGGCAACUCAGUGUUGGAUUAUUGUCGAUAAGAGUGACAUGAAUUAAUAAAGAUUGAGGACCACUGGUUUAUGAGUUUUACGCUCUUUGAGUGAACAGAACUGAACAAAUUUGUGUUUACACAGACCAUUUACAUUGGUUCGUUCACAUUCAUUCAUUCAUGUUCGAAUCAUACUCUAUAUGCACCAUUAAUAUAAAUUUUGUAUUAGAUUAAAUAUAAUAAUAACUGUUAUUGCUUCUGAAUCCCUCUUGGCUCUAUCAUUAUUGAUCAUAAGUGAUUGUUUUUAUUAUUUAAUGUGGGUUCAUUAAACUAUAGAUGCAUAAUAAAAAAAACAUUCCUUUGAGUUGUAUCUCAUUAAUGAAAUUACUAGAAUUUAGUAGUCUAGUAACAUGAUAUUUUUUAAAAUAUGGUUAGUGAUUUUUGUUGAAUUGUGUAUAAUAAAAAUAUUUAAAAAAAAAAAUUGCUUAUGAUAGUUGAACAAAAUCCUUGGAUUAUUUUUUGAGUAAGAUUUAUUGUUUAAAUGAAUAAGUAUUUAAAAUUGUACACAAAAUAUUAAAACAAAUUUUGACAUUGAGCAUUGUUGUAUUUAAAAUAUUGUAGUUAAAAAAAAUUAUUGCUGCUACAUUUGAUUAAAUAUAAAAUGUCGAGUUCAAUUACUCUGCACGCUUUCUUGAAUGAGACACUAAAAUCAGUAAAAAAAAAAAAAAAUUAAUACAUUGGUAUACAUAAUAUUUAUAAUACUAAUAACUAGACUAAGGGACUUCUUGCUUUAAAAACCAACCAAAUAUGCACUAAAUAUUUUUUCCAUUGUUAAAAAUGUUUGUGUUAAAUAAUUUGAGUUAUUGGUACCAAACUGUUUUAUAAUAGUUUAUUUGAUUUUGCUAUGGAACAUUAAUGUAUAUAAAUUAAUAAAAAUGUAAACCAAAAAAAAUGCAUGCAUAAUAUGUGGCAUACUAUAAUGAUAUAUACAAUAUGGUAUAUAUCAUAAUAUAAUAUUAUUUACACUACAUUUUAUUAUAGUGGACACCACUUAAUAAGUUAAUUUAGAUUAAUACAAAAUAGUAUGUAUAACAAUUAAAUAUUUCAACACAAUAAUGAAAACUGGACAACACCACUCUACUUUUUUUCCCUUUCUUUCUCAUAAAAGACUCCUCGAUUCAUUCGGCCACCGGAUCCUGUCUUGGUGACUCGUUAUCUUUUUCAUCUUCCUGCGAGUGCGUGUUGUUCCGGCUUCUAACUUUCCGGCAUCAUCAUUUUUAACUAAAUCAAGUGUUUAUUUUAUCAUUCCUACUUCCUAUUCUCAUCAACACAAUGAAUAAACAUAAUUAUACCUGUAUUCAAAAUCAACAUGAUACUCCAUUCAGGAUAGGUAAGUAUACCUAUAUUAUUGUUACCAUUCAUAGUUUAUAUUUUAUAUUAAUUGUUUCCUACUGUUGUAGGUUAGUUUAACAUUAGUCAUACAUUCAGUUGCUUUGUAUCCCAUUAUUCACCUUAUUACAAUACUAUAAAAUAAAAUAUUGUUAAAAUAUGCUCAAAAAAAGCGAAAACUAAAGUAUGCAAAAUAAAAAUUUGGGAUUUAGAUUCCUUAAAUGAUAAAUAGUAUUUAGGUUUGAUUCUACUACUUUUCUAAUAAUCGUUUAAUACUUAUUUUCAAAAGUAAUUUGCAAAUACUAGUGUCACUAACUCUACUAUGGAAUUUUAGAUAGUGUUAAGUAGAAAAAAAAUAAAAUAAACUAAUGGUUAUUUUUUGAAGGUUACUAUUCUGAGAUAAAUUUGAAAAAUGUUUGACUGUGUUAAUAUAUUACAAAUAAAAUUAGGAUACAGUGAUUAAAUAUAAAUUUGAUUUUUUACUGAAAUUGUUUUAAUACAGUAUGUCAAUCAAUGCUUCAAAAUAAAUAUAUUAUUUAUUUUAUUCAAUGUAAUAUGUUUUGCUGAAGUUGGGGUUUAAGGUUAAUGUACGUACAUUUUGAUGGCAAAAGCAUCAUUGGUUUUCUCUACUUUUAUUACUAUAAAGUUCAUCCUUGGAUAUUUUAGUUUGUUACUUUUUAAUAUUAUAAUAAAGACGUAAUAACUCCAAAAGUAAUCAAAGAAUUUAUAGCAUGUACUAAAAAUGUUACUAUUUAUGUUUCUUUUUAUAUUGGAUAGUGAUAGUUAUAUAUAAGGAUAAUCAAAAGUUAAUUGUUUCCUUACAUUUAGUUCAUCGAUUUCAAUAUCCCAAUGCUUUUCAGCAAUUUUUGGAAUAACUUCGAUAAAUAGUUGUGUAAUUUUUUUGACGUUUUCUUUAAAAACUUUGAUAACGUUGGCAACAUUAACUUUCUCUGUGGCUUCUCUCCAACAGUCAAAGUCUGUGGCCAUAGCUACUGUGGCAUAUAAUAAGCCCGCCUCUUUAGCCAAUACAACCUAGAAUUUAAAUUGUAUUAAUGUGGUACAAAUAAUAGAAGUUUUGAUCAUAUGCAUUACUUCUGGAAUAAGUGUCAUGUUGACUAAAUCAGCAUUCCAUAAUCGAUACAGAUUACUUUCAGCUUUUGUUGAAAAUCUAGGUCCUUCAAUAACUACAGCUGUACCUGUAUGAUGCACAUGAAUGCCGAGACUUUGGGCAGUCUCAAUAAUAAUAGAUCUAAGUUCUGGACUAAACGGUGGCUCAAUAGGUAAGUGAACAACUUUAUCAUCCUUAUCAAACAUUGUUAAUUUUCGAUUUUUAGUCCUAAGAAAAUUGUAUUCAUCAAAUACUUACAUGUUACAUAUUUUAAAUAAAAAUAUUUAAGUGACUUACAUAUCAAUGAAAGAGUCCAAAAUGACCAAAUCGCCAGGCUUGAUUUCUUCUUUUAGAGAACCGGUUGCUGAUGAUGCAAUAAUAUGUGUACAUCCCAGAUGUUUUAAAGCCCAAAUAUUGGCACGAUAAUUUAUAUUAGUUGGGCUAAUUGAAUGCUUGCGUCCAUGUCUAUAAGUUACAGUAAAUAGUAUAGUUUAAGUCGGAGAAAUAUGUGUAUAACCAUUGUAUAACUAAUAAUUAUGAACAGUAACCUGGCUAGUAGAACACAGUCAACACCGUUGAGCUUGCCACAGAUAAGUGAGUCUGAUGGAUCGCCAUAAGGAGUUAUUAUUUUUUGUUCAGUCGAAUCUUUAAAAAUGUUUGGAUCGUCUAGUCCUGAUCCACCAAUGAUACCUAUCUGAAUACAUUUGUCAAUAAAAAUUGUAUUGGGUUAACUACCUAUUACAUGUACAAUUUUUACUUACCUUUACUGUGUAUUUCAUAUUUAAAAUUUCUUUUAGAUUUUUUUGUGUAGUAGAUUUAUAGCACUGAAUUUAAAAAUGGAAGAAUUAAAUGUGCUCGAUCAAACUAUAAUUAACCAUUUAUUGAAUUAGUUAGUUUGUUUUAACAAAUAGACAGAUAAGUAACGGUGAAUUUCAAGGUGUUUUAACUCUACUCUGAUGUAAUGUGUAUAAUUAAAUAUACUAAUGUGUAUUUAGAUUAAAUAAAACCAAAUAAUUCAAGGAAUUUUAGAUAAACCCGUAAACUAUCAAUUAAACCGACAAUUGAUAACAACAUAAUUCCUUCGGUGUUGACGGUAUCAGUAAAUAAACAACACGUUGAAUUUGUAAUUAUUGAGAGCUAAUAGGCUUAUAUAGACCUAUGAAUCAUGAAUAAUUACAAAGUAUAAUAAUAUACUAUAUUAAAGAUUUUUGUCAUUUUUUGUCCGAAUCAAUUUUAUGUGAAUUUAGAAUUCAUAAAAAUGUUCGUUUAGGACAAAAAUUCAUAAAACAUUGGAAAACAGGUAGGUAUUAUACCGUAUAAGUACAACAUUCUAAUCACGGGGUUGGCAUGUUGGGUGUCGUACCGGUUUUCAAAUUUGCUGGUUUAAUACGAUAAUACUAUAGUAUUAUACGUAACAAUAAAAAUAACUAUACGGUUAAUUAAUAAUACGAUUCUGUUAUGUUGAUAAUUUGAAGGUAUUCGAUUUAUAACAGUAAUUAUUUAAAAUUAAAAUACCUAUGUACUCUAAUACAAGAAUAGGUACGAUCAGACACGUCCCUGAGGGGGCAAUCUCGCCCCGCCCCCCCCUUAAGCAGUGUGAUGUUCUUUUUUCUUGUACAAAAUAUACAUAAUUAAUAAGUACAAAUAAGUACAAAUGCAACUGGUUCCAAAUGUUAUAAAGAUGAUUCUGGAUCUUGGAAAUACUUUGAAACAAGAUACGCUAUUGCGGCUCGCUAAAUCACCGUUGUUUUUUUAGCGUUUUUUUGCGAGACAAUCAAUUUUAUUUUUAUUUUUUUUGCGUUUUUAUUAGAUUAUGAGCACGGCGAGGAACGAGUUGGUGUAAUUAAUUUACUAUCAUGUGCGCGAAUUUUUUUUAUUGUGUAAACAGCUUCUAUACCAGUAAUCCUUGUUCUAAUCAAAAAAUGACGAGACUUUUUAUUUUAUCAUUUUGUACCUCGAAGAGGUGAAUUUUUUGAUUUUCUUGGUAGUUUUCAUAAUAUAAUUGAGAAAAUCGACAAAUUUAAGACGGUAAAAGUUGCAUUACUUUCAAAACAACUGCAACGUUGGAAAAGUUGAUGACAUUAAUAGUUUCAUUAUUUCCGAUUUUGUUGUUUUGUUGUAAUUUGGUUAAAAUAAUUGUCAAGAUCUGACAUUUGCGAAUUGUUUAAACAAUUUUUAAGCCUUUUUUCAGUUUUCAAAUUGGUUUUAUGUGGAUAAAAUUGUUUGGCAUAACUACUGAAAUAUUCGGGCAUAUUCAAACAGAAUCAAAAGGACUGAGGAUUUAACU
Cinara cedri is the source of this 13428-nucleotide messenger RNA. The record is from the annotation of a GenBank genome assembly. Lineage: Eukaryota; Metazoa; Arthropoda; Insecta; Hemiptera; Aphididae.